Messenger RNA from Sapajus apella (tufted capuchin), 637 nucleotides. RefSeq names its product pancreatic alpha-amylase. The transcript is spliced from 4 exons. Gene Ontology annotation, molecular function: cation binding; alpha-amylase activity. The annotation marks the transcript as partial. The record is from RefSeq and is a predicted model, not a curated record. Gene Ontology annotation, biological process: carbohydrate metabolic process. Lineage: Eukaryota; Metazoa; Chordata; Mammalia; Primates; Cebidae.
UAAGUCACAAUGAAGUAGAAACUUUGUUUUCCAGGUUCGCAUUUAUGUGGAUGCUGUAAUUAAUCAUAUGUGUGGCAAUGCUGCGGGUGCAGGAACAAGCAGUACUUGUGGAAGUUACUUCAACGCUGGAAAUAGAGAAUUUCCAGCGGUUCCAUAUUCUGGAUGGGAUUUUAAUGAUGGUAAAUGUAAAACUGGAAGUGGAGAUAUUGAGAACUACAAUGAUGCUACUCAGGUCAGAGAUUGUCGUCUGGUUGGUCUUCUGGAUCUUGCACUGGAGAAAGAUUACGUGCGUUCUAAGAUUGCCGAAUAUAUGAACUAUCUCAUUGACAUUGGUGUUGCUGGCUUCAGACUUGAUGCUUCCAAGCACAUGUGGCCUGGAGACAUAAAGGCAGUUUUGGAUAAACUGCAUAAUCUCAACACUAGCUGGUUCCCUGCAGGAAGUAAACCUUUCAUUUACCAGGAGGUAAUUGAUCUGGGUGGUGAGCCAAUUACAAGCAGUCAGUACUUUGGAAAUGGCCGCGUGACAGAAUUCAAGUAUGGUGCAAAACUCGGCACAGUUAUUCGCAAGUGGAAUGGAGAGAAGAUGAGUUACUUAAAGAACUGGGGAGAAGGUUGGGGUUUCAUGCCUUCUGACAGA